Molecule: messenger RNA, 3045 nt
Organism: Triticum turgidum subsp. durum (durum wheat)
Lineage: Eukaryota; Viridiplantae; Streptophyta; Magnoliopsida; Poales; Poaceae
Source: the annotation of a GenBank genome assembly
AUGGCGGCCAGUCGCUAUGAUGCGGAAGGAAGGAACCGACUGAAAGAAGACGACACUCCACUCUUGAGCCACUCCGCCCAUGCCCCCCUCUUGCCAAUGGCCAGUCCGGCCCCGUCGCCCACCCAACCAGCCUCCAUGGCCUCCCCCGCGCCUUGGAUGACCCCAUGUACCUCAAAUGAUCUGAUCCAGUUUGAUCCACCUGAGCUCAGAAUCCCCUGCUGGCCAAACAAGGCUUCAAUGGCAUGGCUUAACAUAGAAAAUAUUACAGAUUACUAUGUUGGUUUCAUUGCAUCUUUGUUGACUCUAGAAACUACAUCUUCGUUGACAAGAAAUGUGGUCCCAAGAUCGGGUCGAGGAAUUCUACCACCACGGUCCACUCAAAGAAUCCUUAUAAAAAGGGUAGCAAAGAAAAAAGAAACAGAAAUAGAAGAUAUGAAGUGGGAGAACAAGUUCUUUGUGUGGAACAUGAUUGUGGCUGAAGGUGUCGCAGCUGACAACCUCAUUCCUUUCAUCACUGAAGAAGUGCCUAAGGAGUUGCCCAUAAAUCUUCAGAAGAUAAGCCCAUGUGCUUCAGACGAGCUGAUCCGAUUUGAUCCUCCUGAACUCUGCUUCCCAUUCUUGCCCAACAAGACAUCGCUGUCCUCGGUUAAUAUGGUCAACAUGACAGAUUACUCCAUCUAUUUUAAGAACUAUGUCUGGAAAAAAAAUAAGGCGUGGUACGACACAGAACCAAGAAAUGGAAUUGUGCCACCACGGUCUACUCAAAGACUUGUGGUGAAAAGAGAAACAAUGGAGAAUGAACUAGAAGAUAGCGAGAGCAAAGACAAGUGCUUCCUGCACAAUUUCAUUCUUACUCAAGAUGUCAAAGCCAGUGAUCUCCUUUUGUUGAAUGAAGAAGGUACGGAGUUGCCCAUUGACAACCUCUGUGAUUGCGUUGUGGAGAAUAAAGAUGAUUACUACAUCGGUUUCAAUACAUUUGGAAAGGAAAAUAAUGCGGCAUUGUACAAUACUGAGCCACCGUGUGGAAUCCUGUCCCCACAGUCCACACAAGAACUUGUGGUAACAAGGAUACAAAAGGGAGAUGCACUCGAAGAAACGCAGUGCAAAGACAAGUACAUUGUGUGGAGCAGCUUUGUGAAUGAAGGUGUUAACACUGUCGACCUGAAAGGAUGCACAUCUGAGAAGGAGAGUAAAGAGUUACCAAUAGUUUUCAUGGAGACAAACUCAAAUGAGUUGAUUCAGUUUGAUCCUCCUGAGCUCUUUCUCCCCUUGGUUCCAAACAAGAGUGUGUUGUCCUCAGUGAACAUAGUCAACCGUACAGAUCACUUCAUCGGUUUCAGUAUAUGCACCAAGAAAAGCAAUUCAGCAAAGUAUUUCACAAAUCCGUCAGAAGGAAUUCUGCCACCACGGUCCACACAAUUACUUAUGGUAACAAGCAUAACAGAGGAAAAGGAACUGACAGACAUGCAUUGCAAAGACAAAUAUAUGGUCUGGAACGGCAUUGUGAGUGAAGAUGUCAGUGAUGUCAUUGAUAGCAUGUCUGAGAUAAAGAUUACCGAGUUGCCCAUUGUUCUUACAGAGACAAGUUCACCGGCCUCAUACGAGCUGAUCCAUUUUGAUCCACCCGAACUUUUCUUCCCCAUCUUACCAAACAAGAAGGUGCUGUCCUCAAUUAAGAUAGUCAACAUUACAGAUUACAAUGUUGGUUUCAAUACAUAUAGCAGGCCAACAAAUGCGGCAUGGUGUCACACAGAGCCAGCAAGAGGAAUCCUGCCACCACAGUCCACACAAAAACUUAUGGUAACAAGGGAACGAAAGGAAGAGGCAUCAGAACAUAUGCAGGUCAAUGACAAGUACUUUGUGUGGAACAGCAUUGUGACCGAAGGUGUCAAAGACAGCGACCUUGGUGAUUAUAUGGUUGAAAAAGAGAGCAAGGAGUUGCCUAUUGUCCUUAGCAAGGCAAGUUCACUGAUAAGCUCAUUAACCUCAAAUGAGUUGAUCCAAUUUGAUCCCGCUGAGCUCCACUUCCCCUUUUCGCCGCAGGAGAUAUUUCCGUUCACGUUUGAUAUAAUCAACAUUACAGAUUUCAAUGUUGCUUUCAAUGUAUAUAGCGUGGUAAAGAAUGCAGCAAGACGUAAAGAAUCAUUUAUGGAAGGAAUUCUGCCACCAAGAUCCACUAGAGAAAGCACGAUGGUAUGGCAAUUGAAGGAAAUGGGACCAGGAGGCAAGGAGUACGAGUUAGAAGACAAGAUAUUUUUUUGGAGCCGUCUUGUGACUGAAGGUGUCGAAGCUAGAGACAUCAUUGGUUAUAUGAGUGAGGAAGAGAGUAAAGAAUUGCCCAUUUUUUUUCACAAGGAAAGUAGUCCAUGUGCCUCAAAUGAGCUGAUCCAAUUUGACCCGCCUGAGCUCAACUUCCACGUCCUGCCAAACAAGGUGUGCGUGUUCUCAGUUAAUGUAGUCAACAGUACAGAUUACUACGUGGCUUUUAGUACAGGUUUGCCAAACAGCAAAGUGGCCUGGAUUGUGAGCGAAGAUGCUGAACCAAGUGACAUCAUUGGUGACAUGGAUGGGGAUUUGACCACUUUUAGUAAGGAAUUGCGCAUUGUUCUUCACAUGACAAACUUAUGCACCUCAGACGAGUUAAUCCAGUUUGAUCCUCCCCAACUACGCUACCCCUUCUUUCCAAACAAGAAGGCACCCAUGGUGUGCUUACUUAAAAUAGUCAAUGUUACAGAUUAUUGUGUGGGUUUCCAUAUAUUGGCCCACCAUGGCAAUUCGGCGAGCUACACUGCAAAUACACAGGAAAUAAGAGUAAAAAGGAUAUCAAAGGAAAGAGAGUCGGGAGACAUGCUGUGCAAAGACAUGGUUAGUGCGUGGAAUGGAAUUGUGACUGAAAGUAUCAAAGUUAGCGACAUCAAUCAUUUCAACGAUCUUGUAGAGAGCAAGGAGUUGCCCAUUGUUUUUACAAAGCAAUUUAUCCAGUCUGUAACAACUAUGUUUGUUGAUAAUGGACUUGCUAAUGAAUAUACACCAGGAAGACUAUAG